GUAACCUGAAUCUUUUACAGCUUAUAUUUUUACGCAGCUCCGACUGAGGAAAAUGUGACGUCACGCCGCCGCUAUAGGAAGUGGUGACUGAUUGGCCACGCCCCUGCGGGCUAGGGAGGACCCAAGGAAAGCAGUCAACGUGAGAGAGACGACAGAUUUGAAGCUUGGCCGCCUGGAAGAAGCGUUAGCGGAGACAUUUUCUCCCUUUUAUUCCCUUUAAGAUGGCAUAUCACAGUCCGUACAGAGCCCCGCCGCAUAUCAACACUCCUCCGGACCAGGGUUUUCUGUGGAAUAUCUUCCAGCGGGUCGACAAGGACCGCAGUGGUGUGAUAUCAGACUCUGAGCUCCAGCAAGCCUUAUCGAAUGGUACAUGGACGCCGUUCAACCCAGUGACCGUACGUUCCAUAAUAUCCAUGUUUGACAGGGAGAAUAAGAGCGGAGUCAACUUCAACGAGUUUGCCGGCGUGUGGAAGUACAUCACCGACUGGCAGAACAUCUUCAGGACGUACGACCGGGACAACUCGGGCUUCAUCGACAAGACAGAGCUCAGACAGGCGCUGACUGGAUUUGGUGAGCAGCAAAGCUAUCGUCUAUCGGAUCAGUUCUACGGUACACUCAUUGAGAAGUUUGAUCGACAGAGGAAAGGACAGGUGGCCUUCGAUGACUUCAUCCAAUGCUGUAUCGUCCUGCAGAGGUUAACUGAUGUUUUCAGGCGGUACGACACAGACCAGGAUGGCUGGAUCCAGGUUUCCUAUGAACAGUAUCUAUCUAUGGUCUUCAAUGUAGUAUAACGCACACAAGACAAGCAGCACAGAGGAGCACAACUGGACACAACUGUGCCAAAAAUGGCGGCACUUCCUGGACGUCUGCCAUGGUGGACACUACAAGAUUUUUUUUUUUUUUUACUUCACAAAAAUUUGAUACAAAAGAGAAAAUAUACAGAUUUUUUGUUUUUGUUUGUCAUACAUUUUUUUCUGCAUGUACUUCUUUCGUUGAUGUAUUUAAAAAAAAAAAGUAAAGAAGAAAUCUUGUAGUGUUUUAUUUGAUGACCAAUCUGAUAUAUGUCUGUAUGGAAGUCUCCAUUUUAGGGAUUAUUAUUGACACUGUCUUAUUGUCUGUUGUUGUCGUCAUUUAAAUGUCUUAACUUUUAUUAUUACGGUUUAAAAAAUAUAAUGCAUAUGCAUUGCAUGCAUUUCAGGGUUUUUUUGCCCCACAUGUUCUAGCAUGCUUUCUCUUCUGUUUGUUUAAAGCCAUGUUUACAAAUACUGUGAAAGCAGUCAGCCCUCUACUUAAAAAAUAACUAACAUGCCAGUUUACAUGCCAUAUUUGUACAAAACUAUUUUUUAACAGCAAACAUACCGUUGUUCAAGGAUGCGCAUUUUAGUAUUGCUUAUUUUUUGUGCAUGAUGCCUUAAUAAGACGUGUAAAAACAACACUCAAGUAAAAUCUUUUAUUAAAAAGGACAA
Molecule: messenger RNA, 1466 nt
Organism: Entelurus aequoreus (snake pipefish)
Lineage: Eukaryota; Metazoa; Chordata; Actinopteri; Syngnathiformes; Syngnathidae
Gene: pdcd6
Product: programmed cell death 6
Exons: 6
Coding region: 222-791 (189 amino acids)
Molecular function (GO): calcium ion binding
Source: RefSeq, a predicted model, not a curated record